GUUGCAGCCAUGUCCGACGUUGCCAGCACCAUGUCGGCAGCGCUGCGUAGCAUGGGUACGUGGCUUUCCCAGCAGCGCAACUUGCUGGACCAGAGCACCUAUGAGAGCGUGAGGAAGACCCAGAAGCAGACCCUCACCCAAAACAUCGGCCAAAUGCCAACCUUGACUCCAGAGCAGGCAACAGAUAUGACUCGUGCCAUCAACGAAGGCCCGUGGACCAAUGAAGAGAAGGCCGAGUUUGCUACCACGAUCUCGGAUGUCAUGGCAAGAAAGGCCGUUUCUGGCUCCCUCACGCGACGGCCCAACCAAAAUAUGAGAACCUUCCACAAGUACCUGUCCCGCGCUGACAUUGAGCUCCUGGCCGACUCUUCCAGGAGCUUGGCCGACAAGCUCGACCAGAUAGCCUGCAGACUUGUGAAAAUCCGUCUCUGGCUGCCGUCAGAGCAGUGCGUGAAGAAUGUCAUGAAGGCCUGCCUGGUGGCCGGCUUGAAGUUGGACGCAAGCAACCAUGUGCCCUUCAUCAAGAGCCUGAAGCAAUCCCUUAAGAAGAAAAUUGCAAGCCAGCCGAAGGACAUCGUUCUCCCCAAUCCCAUGCCAGAUGAUCCGCGGCACUUGCCACAGGAGAUCUUCCAGGAUGCCUAUGAUGUCUUGGACCCUCCAGUUGAUGUUUCCGAGGGUUUGUGCAUGACCAUGGAUGUGGCCUCGCGGACCACCAAUUCAUCAUCGGGAAGCACUACCAUGAGCACGGCUUUGGCGUUGCCGAGCUCAUCCAGCAAGAAGCAUGCCGCGAUCCCGAGCGGCGUGGACUUCCAGACCAUGGUGAUGAGCAUGUGCCAGGCGAUGCAGGCAAACGUUGGGAAGCGCCAUGAUGGCAACCUCCUGAACAACUUCCAGCUGCUCACCCCCAACUUCCACAAAAGAACUUCGCCAACCUCUUCACCGUCGAGUGUCAAGGCUGUCAAGCUCACGCAGGACCUGCAGAAUGAGAUGCCUCAGGAAAGUUCGGCGCAAGAUACAGAGCAGGUUGAGACCGCGAAGAACCCUGCCGUGUCUUUGUUCGUCGGGCCUCCCAUCGAAGAUGAGCCCUCGUCCGGAGCAAAUUUGCUCAAGGUCACCGAUGCUGUGACUGCGUACGAGCAGGCCCUCGACAUCCGCAAGAAUGCCCAGCAAGGGGACGCUGACAAGACCGAGAUCAUGAAAAAACCUUCCGCCAAGACAGCACCUUGCGCGAAGAAGGCUCCAUCUUCCAAGGCGGCUCCCAAGACGGCGCCAAAGAGCAUUCUGAAGCAGCCAGCGAAGGGCUCGCCUGCCUCUACCAGCACAUGGACAAAGGCCAAGGGAGGGUGGAAGGUGGAAGUUCGCGUCCGCGGGUCAGGCACGCAAACCGAUGCCUAUUAUCAUGCGCCGGACGGGAAACAGUUCCGGAUCAAAGGAGACGCUGUGAAGUAUGGUUUCAAAGGCUGA
This is a messenger RNA of Symbiodinium pilosum, 1464 nucleotides long. The record is from the annotation of a GenBank genome assembly. Lineage: Eukaryota; Dinophyceae; Suessiales; Symbiodiniaceae.